Cololabis saira (Pacific saury) is the source of this 901-nucleotide messenger RNA. RefSeq names its product teratocarcinoma-derived growth factor 1 (gene tdgf1). Lineage: Eukaryota; Metazoa; Chordata; Actinopteri; Beloniformes; Belonidae. The coding region runs from base 1 to 612 and encodes 203 amino acids. The record is from RefSeq and is a predicted model, not a curated record. The transcript has 6 exons.
AUGGCUCGCGCUCAGCGCCUCAGCAUCGUUUUGUGGACCUUGAUGAGCCUCCGGACUGCGGCCGCCCUGCCCUCAUCCUCAGUUGGUCAUCACUUGGAGCCUAUUUUCUCUGAUCCAGAUUGUGAAGGAACGGCUUGCAGCGGAGUUCGGCCCCCGGUUCCACCCCCGCCCUCGCCACCACCCCCCCAGUUGACCCAGGUGGACUCCCCAAACAGCGGGGGCCGUAAACACCGGGACGCCGGCGCCGUGCGACCCUUCCUCGGCCUCACCAACAGUGGCGAUCAGAGCCGGAGCUGCUGCGAGAACGGCGGCACCUGCAUCCUGGGGAGCUUCUGCGCCUGCGCCCCCUUCUUCACCGGCAGGACCUGCGAGUACGACACCCGGGUCAGGAUGUGUGACGUCACCCGCCACGGCGAGUGGGUCCGGAGGGGCUGCUCCUACUGCCGCUGCGGUUACGGCCUCCUGCACUGCUUCCCCGACGUCUUCCACGACAACUGCGACGACCCGGACCAGAGCUGGUACCGCUCCUCGGUCAGCCGGAUCGCCUCGGCCGCUCACUUCCUGUCCCCCACGCUGCUGCCGCUGCUGCUUCCCCUGUUGUCGCUCUUCUAAACCGCCCGGAGGAACUUCAUCAAGUUGCCACGGCGACGCCCGGGAGGCUCUCUGCACUACGUCAACCGGUUUACCGGUUCGGUUCCAGGGCUGGAGGACCUAAAGUAUUUAUGUGUUGAAUUCAAAAUUUACCAUGAAGGGUUUUUUUGUCACUUUGGAAAAGAAACAUUUUAUUUUGAAAAUGUCACUCAGAUCAUUCUUUUUAAUACCAUUUUAAAACAAACUAUAAAAUUGUCACUUUAUUUUGAAAAUAUCACUUUUUUUAAUUACCACUUUUAACAAAACCAUG